Setaria italica (foxtail millet) is the source of this 1773-nucleotide messenger RNA. Its product is annotated as short integuments 2, mitochondrial. Gene Ontology annotation, molecular function: GTPase activity; GTP binding. Lineage: Eukaryota; Viridiplantae; Streptophyta; Magnoliopsida; Poales; Poaceae. The record is from RefSeq and is a predicted model, not a curated record. The transcript is spliced from 8 exons. The coding region runs from base 116 to 1225 and encodes 369 amino acids. Gene Ontology annotation, cellular component: mitochondrion.
CAGCCCACUCUAACAAAGGUUUUGCAUUUCCUCGUAAGCUAGGCGUCGUUGUUCCCUGCCGAGCGAGCGAACCGGAGCAGCGCCGCCGUCGGGGAGGGAGCCCGCCGGUCCCAGGAUGAGGGGCCUGACCCGCGCGGCGAAGCGCGCCGGCGAGAUGGCCUUCAACGCCGGCGGAGGUACCGUCAACUGGUUCCCGGGUCACAUGGCCGCCGCCUCCCGCGCCAUCCGGGACCGCCUCAAGCUCGCCGACCUCGUCAUCGAGGUCCGCGACGCACGCAUUCCAUUAUCCUCAGCAAAUGAAGACCUUCAACCAGUGCUUUCAGCUAAAAGGCGUAUUCUUGCUCUAAGCAAGAAGGAUCUAGCGAACCCCAAUAUAAUGAAUAGGUGGCUUAAUCAUUUUGAAUCAUGCAAGAAGGAUUGUAUUUCAAUAAAUGCACAUAGCAGCAGUUCUGUUAAUCAGCUUCUUGGGCUUGCUGAACUGAAACUAAAGGAAGCAAUCUUGAAAGAGCCUACACUUCUUAUUAUGGUUGUUGGUGUCCCUAAUGUUGGCAAGUCUGCGCUCAUAAAUUCCAUUCACAGAAUUGCUAAUUCUCGAUUUCCAGUGAACGACAAAAUCAAGCGGGCUACAGUGGGGCCACUGCCAGGUGUCACUCAAGAUAUUGCAGGAUAUAAGAUUGCAAGUCAGCCAAGUAUUUAUGUGCUUGAUACACCUGGUGUUCUUGUGCCAAGCAUACCAGAUAUGGAGACAGGUCUAAAGCUUGCUUUAACAGGGGCUGUUAAAGACUCGGUAGUCGGAGAAGAACGUAUAGCAAAAUAUUUACUAUCUAUUCUUAAUAUUAGAAAAACACCCCUACACUGGGAGCGGUUGCUGCACAGGAGAGAAGAGUUGCAUGAAGAAAUAUGCAGCCUUAAUGAAAAUGACUCUAGGGAUUCACUAAGGAGGAGACGUGUGAAUAACUCUGAUGCAGUAUACGUUCAGGAUUUAGUGAUGGAGGUCCAGAGGACGCUAUGCAGUACAUUCCUGGACUUCACUGGCAACACCGAGGAAGAGAGCGAACUGGAAAGCCUCAUAGACAUGCAGCUCAUGGCUCUUCGCAAGGUGUUCAGGAUACCUCACAAACCAUUUGAUGAGACCCAGGGCCCUACCUCGAAGAAGCUGCUGACCCUCUUCAGGUCAGGGAAGCUUGGUCCGUUCAUCCUCGACGACCUUCCGGAUGAGCAGUAAAUGCAAAAGUUAAUCUGCCUAUACGAGUCCUUCCUUUUUCUCUGUGCAGCUGCUGUUCUGUGAUGGAAGGAAUUGGUACCAGCUGUACGGUAGAUGGCAUCCUGCAGUGAGCAACCUGUGAAGCAAAAUCUCAAGUAGCCAAGAGCUGUUGAAUGCUGAUGUGUGCUAUCCUUGGUAUGCAGGGUACCCUUUUUCAGAUGAUAGGACCUUAGGUCUUGUUAAUAGCAGGAUAUGUUUCUCAGUCUCCCUAGUUGGCUAUUGGCAUAGACAGAACGUGGCUUGCACCCUGAUUCAGAAUUGAAAUGCUGGGCCUUUGAUAGUACAUUUUCUGGUUAGUACUUGUAAUGGUGGCUGUUGCUUCGGAAAUCAGAAUGCGGAUGCUGCCGUUUGUGAGGGAGGCCUGCUCAUGUGGGGCUGCCCGUCCUUGGACACCAAAAGAUUGAAUUUGUAUUGAACGUUAGGAACUCCGGCUUUCAAUGCGUGUGGGAUAUUGUUGAACGAGGGAGAAACGAUAGAGACGAAGGAGAAUUGAGCCAACUCAACAAUCA